Caenorhabditis elegans is the source of this 1210-nucleotide messenger RNA. RefSeq names its product T20D4.11-like domain-containing protein (gene F40G12.6). The transcript has 5 exons. Lineage: Eukaryota; Metazoa; Nematoda; Chromadorea; Rhabditida; Rhabditidae. The coding region runs from base 73 to 1104 and encodes 343 amino acids. The record is from RefSeq and is marked reviewed.
UCAACAAGGGGGAUAUCAAUCAAUUUUGUUUUCACAGAAUUUCAAAAUACAAUUUUUGAUUUUCAACUAAAAAUGUUAGUAUAUUGUUUCAUAUUCCUACUUCUAAAUUCAAAAGUAAAUGGAUCUUCUCUUCAAAAUGAGACUGAAACCAUUGGAAAGUGUGAUUUACUAGUUGGCCAAUUGUUAAGUGUCUUGACAUCAGCUUCAGAUUUACAAGGAGAAGUUAAUAUUGAUAGUUUUGAGAAAGUAUCUUCAAAGUACACGGCUGUUACUGAGUGCUACGGAACGCUUAAAAGUGCGUCAGCAAAACGACUGAAACAACUAUACAAUUGGAGAUGGGAGAAACAUUACUUUUAUGCAUUCAAAAUGGUGGAGUGUUUUGGAAAAAUAAUUAAUGACCAGUUUUCUGGAAAUGAUUCAAAGUGUGAUUAUGAUAUUACUACGAAUAAUUUAACCAAAAAACGCGAAACGCUUGUAUCUGGAAAGUUAUGUAUUCUAAGUAUUGCAAAAGAAAUGUGUCACUCUGCUGCUUAUAGUUAUCUGAAAAUCCACUAUAAUUUGUUGUCAGAUACUUUAUCAAUUAAGCCAGAAAAUGAUAAUUGUGAAAGUCUCCAUUCUGAAUUGAUCCGUGAACAGUGUGAAUUGGUAGAAGCAAAAAUUAUGAAUUUUUCAAGAAAAACGGAUGAUGAAAGUCUGUCUGCAAAUAAUACGAUUAGUGCCGAAAGUGGGCAUCUCUGCGAGGUUCUACAGCAAUGCAGAGAAGAUGAGUGCAACUUUAUUAAUCCUGAAAGGGAAUUCGAGAUUUGUGGAGUUUUCCCAUCAAAUGAUACAGAAACAAGUGGAAAUUCAACAAUUAUUGAACUGUAUGGAGCGUUACGUUCCCCCAUUCAAGUCAAUUCAGAAGUUGGAACAUGUGCAUCAAUUGUCGAUGAAUUUGCAUUUAUUGUUUCUGAAAAUACGAUUAGUAGUUCUCCUGCUUAUGAGUACACUCUUGAAAUCUGCAAAAAUGCAGUGGAUUGUUAUAAUUCCCUUGGAAAUGAAACCGCUGAAGAAAUGGCAAAGUCAUAUUUAGCGAUUUGUGACAGAUAUCAACCAACAGGAUAAUAAGUUUUCAUACAGCAUUUUCGCAGAUAAUUAAUAUACCAUAUUUUUAAAAUUUACAAAAUUAUUUAAAAUUCAAAAGUUUUCAUGAAUAAAAUUCCUCAGAUUU